This is a messenger RNA of Durusdinium trenchii, 802 nucleotides long. The record is from the annotation of a GenBank genome assembly. Lineage: Eukaryota; Dinophyceae; Suessiales; Symbiodiniaceae.
CAAGAACUCCGCAAAAUGCCUUUCUAGAAAAAACGAGCCCGUGCCACCGUGUCAGAGGGUGUCAGAGGUCAUGUCGUGGCUUUGCUGUGCAAGUGAGGAGGGCUUCUGCCAAGCAGGGCCUGAAGGAAAGACCAUGACGAUCGGCUACAGCGGCUACGGGGCCGCCGAGCAGGUUGGAGUGGUUGUGACGAAGCUAGACCUCAGUCUCGGAUCCAAUGUGGGAGUGGCCUUUGACGUUCAGGACAAGUCCUUUCCUGUGGUGAAAGAGGUCUACGGCGGACUGCUGCAGGUGUGGAACAGCAGCUGCUCUCCAGCUGAGAUGGUGCAGGUGAACGAUCGAUUGAUCGAAGUGGAUGGCCAGCAAGGCAGUAAGACGGAGCUUUGUGACCGCCUCCAAGAGCGCAAGGAUGCCGGGGACGGGGUGUUGGAGCUGAAGUUCCGACGUCCUAGGGAGAAGAAGGUGGUCCUCAGCAAGACCGAAGGGAAGGAGUUCGGGAUCACCCUGAACUACUUCAAAUCGGCAUCCAAAGUGCUCAUUGCAGGCUUGGACGAGGACGGCUUGGUGCAAGACUGGAACCUGGCACAUCCGGAGACGCCGGUCAAGAGGGGGGAUGUCAUCAUCGAGGUGAACGGCCUGCGAGACGAUGUGACGAAGAUGGUGCUGGAGAUGAAGAACUCAGAGCAGCCUUCGCUGACCUUGUUAGAAUAUUAGAAAUCCCGAUGGGGAUCGAGUACCCACGUCUUUCAGACAUUGCCACAUGUGGGGUUCGGACACGAAUAGUCAUUUAAAUCGCUAUAUCGA